ACUACUACUUCUUGUGGAGUACUGCAAGUAUGGCAACAUUCUUGACUACAUGCGUCGCCAUCGUAAAGAGUUUGUCAACCAAAUUAAUGAUGAAGAUAAGAUAGACCCAACUCUUACUGAUUUACGGCUAAGUCGACGCAGCGGCUCCGAAUCACGAAGCAGGACAUCUCUUAGAGCCAAGGACGACCAUGUAAGCAUCAUCCAAGACAAAGUUGUGUACAGCACUGGCCAAACAUCUUACCAAGAUCACUCGCGUCAGGCGCUGCUGGGCUCCCGAGCCUCUCCACCCCACACACAAGCCGCCAUCACCCAGCCAGCGGCAUGGUUCUGCAGCAGAACCUCGCCUAGCACUUACAACUGUCACCUCGCUUCAGACAUGACUACCCUCACCCUUGAGAGCAGCAGCGGCGCCUCAGACGGCUAUGUUGGCUCCCGCUCCCUUGGCCCCCACGCUGCUGCCUUUUGUUCCAAAGAUCUUCUCUGUUGGGCUUUCCAGGUCGCCAGGGGAAUGGAGUACCUUGGCUUUAAAAAGGUGCUCCAUGGAGACUUAGCAGCUCGAAAUGUGCUUCUGGCUGAAAGAAAUAUUGUCAAGAUCAGUGACUUUGGACUUUCAAAAGACGUUUACAAAAUUCAAAACUACAAGAAAAAGAGUGAUGGACCAGUACCCGUCAAGUGGUUGGCACUGGAGUGUCUGAAGGACGGGGUCUUCUCCAUCCAGAGUGACGUCUGGGCUUUCGGGGUGGUCAUGUGGGAAAUAUUCAGCCUGGGACGAAGCCCAUAUCCUGGAGUAGAUCUUGAUGAAAAUUUCAUUAAAAUGCUUGAGAAUGGAGUUAGGCUGGAGAAGCCCAGAUAUUCCACUGACGGUUUAUAUGGUAUAAUGCUGGACUGCUGGAGAGCUAACCCUCUAGAGAGACCUUCCUUCUUACACCUCCAACACACACUUGGAGAAAUAAUGGGCGAGACAGAGAAACAGUAUUACCUGGAGCUGAACAAACCUUACCAAGCAGAGAACACAGAGAGCAGUUUCCUGAGCAUGCUGCAGAGUCCUGAUUAUUCCUCAAAAGUGCGUGAUGUAAGUCCAAAUAUUGAUGAUGAAGGAUAUGAGAUGCCAUUCAGUCCAAGUCCAUUUCAAGACGUUUUGAUAGAUGGUGAAACCCACAAUGGACAGCGUGUUCACACUCCACGUCUAACUCCUUUGCAAAUAGAUUUACUUCAACAGGGGACUGGAAUGACUAGUCCUAGCUUAAUUAAAACUAGUUUCUCAAUGUCUUCACUCAAGAAAAACAAUGAGAAUGUAUUUAUCUUUGAUCAAGAAACUAUUAUAUCUGUAAAAAAGAGUGAUGAGGCACUUGCAAACACCGAGGAAGAAUCUGAUGCCGAUUCAUACCUAAAGAUGGGCCCUGGAUUAACACCAAAUACAACAGUGAGUUAUGGAAGUCGAGAAAAUUCCCCGCUAGUUAGGAUUGGAGAGGUCCCUAAACCUGAGAGAGCGCCAAGAAAUCAAUCGAAUGGAAAUUUUGGUAUUGUUCGUCAUAAACUGGUUCAUAGCACAUCAGAGAUGGAGAAGAGUGACAGCGGCGUUCACAGCCCCACAGCAUACAUGCAAACAAAUCCAGGUUACGUCAACAUCAGAAGCUUUCCUAAAAUGGGAGAAGGGGAUAUUUCCUCUGUUAAAUUAGCUACUCAAGAAAUAAAUUAGCUUUCAGAAUGAUGAUUACUAUGAACAACUUCCGUACCUAAAAGCUUUGGCCAGAUGUAUUGCACAAUGAAACUGGAGAAAAUAUUGAUCAUCUUUCAGUAAUCAUCUACCAUCUGAAAGGUAGAACAGAACUCAACCUGAAGCUUCGGUUUGUUAGGCUCCUUAUGUGUAGAACAUCUACCAGAGCUCAGUAGUGGAUGAUGUCGUAUAUACUCAGUCACUCGGUUAAACACCGCUCAAUCUGGCCACUAACGGGAUGGGAUAUAUGUCCCUGACAAUGGUAUACCAUACCAUGAAGAAUGGCAUGCAAUAUGGGAGGAGAAAGUAGCUGUAUAAGCAAUAUUUAACAACUUUAGAAUGUGUUCAGGGUCUUUCAUAUUUUUACCAUAUACUUUAAUAAUUCAGGAUAUAAGUGAGAAAGAGACUGCUGCAACCAAACAGCAGUAUACUAAUAUGAAAACUGUGUGUGGGCAAUGGUGAAGUUUUUUUGUCAUUACAUUAUAUGCUUUUUUGUCAUUACAUUAUAUGCUGCAGACAUAAUGCUGACCAUAAGUUUGUCUUGAGUUCAAUAUUACCAGAUAGUACAAUUAAAGUACCAGUAACAAUAAUGAGUGAAAAAUGUCAGUAUAAUGAUCACUUGUAAUUAUGUAAAACAGUGAGUAAUAUGCAUUCUGAUAUGGUAUUCGAUAUUAUAUUUAAAUUAAAAUAGCUAGGCAGGAAUCAAGGGGGUUAAUGUGAAGAUUUUCUUUCUUAUGGACAUUUGCUAAAAUUGAGCUAAUCUGUAAAGUCAAAGAUUGACCUGCUGUGUGAACAAAUCCACAAGGGCCGUGACGAGGGUUCGAACCUACGUCCGAGAGGAUCCCAAACGUUGCCUUAAUCGACUGAGCUACAAUCCUUGUGGAUUUGUUCAUUUGAUGCAUCACGUCAUUAUGAUUUCUGUGUGUCUGCUGUGUGAAGAUUAGGAAUCAAACGGAUUGAGAAAGCAAAAUUGAGCAUUUUCAACGAUAACAGUUUGCAUCACUUGUUUUAAAACUACAAGAAUCAUAGUGUACUAGAAAUCCUGACUUGUGUUUCAAGAAAGCAUGAGGCCACAGAGGUUUGAAACUCAAAAAUAUAAGUAAUUUAUGUUGUGUAUGUGAUGGAGUGCGAAAAGAUAAGUGAAUUCAGAGACAAUUCUAUAACCAAUGUUCCAGCAAUGUGUAAAUAUUUCAUUUAAAAUGAUCUGCUACUAGAAAUUUUAGCCAAAUAU
Procambarus clarkii (red swamp crayfish) is the source of this 2948-nucleotide messenger RNA. The record is from RefSeq and is a predicted model, not a curated record. NCBI's taxonomy places the organism in Eukaryota, Metazoa, Arthropoda, Malacostraca, Decapoda, Cambaridae.